AUGAAUUUUAUCGAGGAAUCUGAUGAUGAAAGUUCCAAAUCUGAUGAUGAAAAAACUCAAGAUACACUCAAAGCCAUUUUAACUGAUAAUAUAGAUGACUGGAAAUGGCCGUGCUUUGAAGAAUAUUUUGAUCAACUUAAUUGCAGUAUGCAACGCAAAGUGAUGAUUGAAAGUAUUAACAUCUGUCCCUUUGUGGUCAUUUAUCCUCGCAAAGGAAAUUCUUAUGUUGAACUUAGCUCCCAACUAUUGAUAAACGUCUUGAGAAAAAUCCUUCCUAAAUUUAAUAAAAGUGUUGAGAAUAAUGAGUGUAUUAAACCCACUGUCGCCGCUCGAGAUUUAUUUCACGCGCUAGAAAAGCUAAAAGAUACUCUUGAAACCUUGACUGAUAUGGAUGGUAAUGUCUACCUAAAACGCUUGAUUCAAUUCGUUGAAAAAGAAUUUAAGCAAACUAUAACAAAUCGGAAAAAAAUGAUUACAAAUAAAAUGGUUUCAUAUAAAAUGUUAUGGGUAUUUUAUACUGAAAAUUUGGAAAUAUGGUAUCGUUGUGCGAUAUCUGGUCAGCAGAUUGGAGGUAUUAUUACUUCGACUAAACAAACAAAAUUUGGUUUUAGGAUAUAUAUUGAUGCUAUCAAUUAUGAUAGUGUUGGAUUUAAACAUUGUCAAUUAGAGCGUGAUAUUGAUAUGUUCGAAGGCGAAGUGAGCUUUUCAGAUUUACCUGUUGUCCCAAUUGAACUUUCAACUGCUCAAGACUUCCUCAAGGAAAGCAUAAUAGCAAACGGAAAACAAUUUUUUAAUUUAGCUUCAGGACACCACUUUAUGAGUUAUGAGGGCCCGCUAUUGCGCGAGCGAAAUAUGCGAAUAGAAAAGUUUAAAGCUGAUGGUCGUGUAAUGAUUGAUCUCCAAAGCUUUGCUACUAUGAAUCCUGGUUAUAAUAUGGGCUAUUCUCAACCACCAAAUAAAUGCGAUGUUAAGAUGCUAAAAGAAAAGAAUAUUUAUAUUAAAGCGAAUGAUAUUAAUAAGGAUUCUAAUUAUUUUCUUGCACCUGCUUUAGUAUAUGGCUUUAGUUUUACCGUGAAAGAAUGGGGCUUGUUCGAAGUUUCAAAAUUUUCCGAUAUU
Messenger RNA from Scutellospora calospora, 1116 nucleotides. The record is from the annotation of a GenBank genome assembly. NCBI's taxonomy places the organism in Eukaryota, Fungi, Glomeromycota, Glomeromycetes, Diversisporales, Gigasporaceae.